Molecule: messenger RNA, 393 nt
Organism: Cotesia congregata
Lineage: Eukaryota; Metazoa; Arthropoda; Insecta; Hymenoptera; Braconidae
Source: the annotation of a GenBank genome assembly
UAUUAUAUUAUUUUCAUCAUGACAGUUGAACUGAAAAAAUUUUUGUACCAAUUAUUGACAAGUGUGGAAGGACUGCACAGUAUUUUGAUAACUGACCGUGAUGGAGUACCAGUUGUGUCAGUAUCUACAGAUACGGCUCCAGAGUUGGCAAUGAGAGCAAGUUUCCUGUCAACUUUUGGAAUGGCCACGGACCAGGGUAGCAAGUUGGGUUUAGGGAAGAAUAAAACUAUUAUGUGCAUGUACAGUAGCUACCAGGUAAUCCAAAUGAAUAAAUUACCUCUCGUGGUCAGUUUCAUAGCAUCGCAAUCCUGCAAUACAGGACAUAUUCUGGCGCUUGAAAACCGUAUUGACCCGAUCCUAUGUAACUUAAAAUGCGCUGUCGUGGAAGCCUGA